Messenger RNA from Silurus meridionalis, 999 nucleotides. Its product is annotated as carbonyl reductase [NADPH] 1-like. The record is from RefSeq and is a predicted model, not a curated record. Gene Ontology annotation, molecular function: carbonyl reductase (NADPH) activity. Lineage: Eukaryota; Metazoa; Chordata; Actinopteri; Siluriformes; Siluridae. The transcript has 4 exons. Bases 107 to 940 code for a protein of 277 amino acids.
CUCAAAUUACACUGCACCCUAGAGAAGGCUGGGCAGAAAGCAGGCUGAGAGGAAGGUAGGCACUGGGUCGCUUAGUGAACCUCAGUGUAAUUGUACAGGGUGGAACAUGUCUAUGAAGGUCGCUGUAGUCACCGGAGCCAACAAAGGCAUCGGACUGGCCAUAGUGAAAGGACUUUGUAAAGCUGGUUAUAGUGGAGAUGUUCUCCUCACUGCUCGCAGUGAAGCACUGGGAAAGGAGGCAGUGGAACUUGUGAAAGCUGAGGGUUUCAAAAAUGUCGUCUUCCAUCGACUUGAUAUUUGUGACCAAGGCAGCAACCAGGUGCUUGCAAAGUUUUUGAAGGAGAAAUAUGGAGGUCUGGACGUGCUCAUCAACAACGCGGGAAUCGCUUACAAAGUUAAUGCCACUGAGCCUUUUGGGGAACAGGCUGAAGUCACCAUGCGCACCAACUUUUGGGGAACUCUGUGGGUGUGUCAUGCCCUGUUCCCGCUACUGAGGUCCAACGCUCGUGUGGUCAACGUGUCCAGCUUUGUCAGCAAACAAUGUCUGGAUAAAUGCAGCCCAGAACUCCAGGCAAAGUUGAGAAGAACCAAUAUAUCGGAGGAAGAGCUCUGUUUAAUGAUGGGGGAGUUUGUUACUGCUGCACAAAGUGGAACUCAUGAGGCUCAGGGCUGGCCAAACUCUGCGUAUGGUACCUCCAAGAUUGGUGUAACUGUCCUUUCAAGGAUCCAGGCACAUGUUCUUAAUGAAACUAGAGCUGGUGAUGGCAUCCUCCUCAAUGCCUGUUGCCCAGGUUGGGUUAGAACAGACAUGGCUGGUCCAAAAGCCCCCAAAAGCCCAGAGGAAGGUGCUGAAACUCCAGUGUACCUGGCAAUGUUGCAAGAAGGAGCAAAGGAGCCACAUGGCCAGUUUGUUUCAGAAAAAGUGGUACAGGAAUGGUAGAAGAAAUAUAGAGUAUAAAAUAAUGAAAACUGAAUAAAAAAUUGACUACUUUCUAAUUA